AACAACCAGAACCGCGAAGCACCCAACAACAACGACGACUCCGGCAGCGAGUCCACUCCCAAUCGUCCGAGAGAGCCCCAGGCCGAAAGAGGCUCCUCCAGCUCCAACAGUUCCUCUUCCAACGUCCAUCGCCACAGAGCAGAUGCCGGGAUUUUUGAACGCUUCAUGGACAACUUCUUGGGAAUCCACCGCUACCAGCACAGAACAGGCCAGGAGGGUGACAUCGAGUCUGCCUCCGGAAAUACCCUCUCUGCAUCGACCUCCGAGACUCCGAAUGCAUCCAAUCCUUCCUCAGGAGAAACCACCAAUCCCAACACUUCAAGCGCAAACCCUGCCUCUGCAAAUCCUGCAGCGGGAAGCGCUUCUUCUGGAACCGAUUACGAUGAUCGUGCCAUAAUUAUCACCGUCAACUACGUCUUUUCUGACGAGAACAACCCUCAGGACCCCAACCGCACUGGUUCACUCAUAAUGUCACUUCCAAAUAACUCCUCCAACAGAGACCCUCGUGUGAUACAGGAGUUUAUCCGGUUGGCCACCCAAAUGGCAUAUUCUAGCAUUAUAAACGGGUUACACAAGGAGAAGGGGGUGACCUUGAGUAAAUUCAACUCUUUUCCUGGCGUGGAAGAGAAGGAUUUAGGCGAGGUCCAGAACUGCUCCAUUUGUUUCGAGAAGUUCGAGAAAUUGGUGGUUUCACCUGAGCCUUCAGACGACGAGGUUAUCACCAAGAAGAGGAGGACUGACAGUGGGCUGACGUCCACUGCUACCCUGGACAAUGAAAGAGAAGAUAGUUCAACCAACACCACGACAGACCCAAAGUACUUGGUAGACUAUCGUGGAACAUUCGAACACAUAGCCGUUAAAAUGCCAUGCAACCAUGUUUUUGGCAAAGACUGUUUGUUCGAAUGGCUCAAGCUGCACACCACCUGUCCCCUUUGCAGAAGCUCGGUCGCUGAACCUGGAAGUAACGAGGGUAAUGUGUCCACCUUUGACUUACCUGUCAAUGGGGUGGAAGGACUCUCGAAUUCCAAUUUGAGAGUUGUCAACAACGACACCACCCCAAUGUCAGGAAUAGACUCCUCGGGGCUCCGCAGAGUCUUGAGGUCGGGUUCUGCUCUACCAGAGGAAGAUGAAGGUGAAAACAAUGCCCUUUCCAGUAUAAUAGGAUACCUCAGAAGACAGAGAAAUGGUGUGACCCCACCAGAACCACUUUUUCCUACAGGAAUGUCAAGCAGAAGGACGGAGAGAGGAAUUGAGACUCGUAGCACGGAAGAUUCAAACGACGAGGUAUUGGAUUUCAUGAACUUA
Molecule: messenger RNA, 1305 nt
Organism: Suhomyces tanzawaensis NRRL Y-17324
Lineage: Eukaryota; Fungi; Ascomycota; Pichiomycetes; Serinales; Debaryomycetaceae
Product: ubiquitin-protein ligase
Exons: 2
Biological process (GO): ubiquitin-dependent protein catabolic process
Molecular function (GO): ubiquitin protein ligase activity
Source: RefSeq, a predicted model, not a curated record